This is a messenger RNA of Paraphaeosphaeria sporulosa, 3462 nucleotides long. RefSeq lists its product as uncharacterized. Gene Ontology annotation, cellular component: MutLalpha complex. The transcript has 3 exons. The record is from RefSeq and is a predicted model, not a curated record. The coding region runs from base 358 to 3462 and encodes 1034 amino acids. NCBI's taxonomy places the organism in Eukaryota, Fungi, Ascomycota, Dothideomycetes, Pleosporales, Didymosphaeriaceae. Gene Ontology annotation, molecular function: ATP binding; mismatched DNA binding; ATP-dependent DNA damage sensor activity. Gene Ontology annotation, biological process: mismatch repair.
CGGUAGACAUUCGCACACAAGGUAUACAAUUGCGGUCCAGCGUAACCAUGGACUAGCAAAAGAUUCCACCAGAAUGAGGAAUUGGUACAUCAGAAGACCACAUCAUACACCAGUCAGCGCAUAGAUUCGCGACCAACGGGAGAGCACUCCAAUACACAACUUUUCACGGCGUUAAAUAAUAAGGUUAAUUUGCAUCUGCAGAUAGCGUACGAAUAUGUCACCUGAUACCGCGACCAGGUCGCGUCGUCGUGGCUUCCCUGAGACGCGCCGACUCUCAACGAAGUAGGUGCGCACGAGGCAGGCGGGACUAAGCUGCUAAGAUGGCUCGUCUAACGCCUCUCAUUAUUAUGGGAUACCAUGUUCUCUCAGCCUCUCUUCAUUCCGGGCAGAAUGGCUGAUCCCGCGCCUCCACCGAGUAUUGCCGCGCUACCUCCCACGACAGUGAGACAGCUUGGCUCAUCGAACGUUCUCUGCAAUCCCAGCUCGGUAGUGAAAGAACUGAUCGACAAUGCUCUCGAUGCCCGUGCAAAUGCCAUCUUCGUGGACAUCUCCGCGAAUACUCUCGACUCCAUCCAGGUGAAGGACACCGGGCAUGGCAUCUCAGCGGAAGAUCGACCGCUGUUGUGUCGCAGAUUUUGCACUAGCAAGAUCCGCGACUUUCGUGACCUCGAUGAGAUUGGUGGAAAGUGGCUCGGCUUUCGAGGCGAGGCGCUCGCGAGCAUGGCUGAGUUGAGUGGUUCACUGGAGGUCACUGCUCGGAUUGAGGGCGAGUCGGCGGCCGCGAGAUUGAAGUAUGGAAGGGAUGGAGAGCUGAAGUCUACCGAGCCUGCAUCUGCACCAGUCGGGACGACAGUGAAGGUUUCCGACUUUUUACGGACUCUGCCUGUGCGGAGAGAAACGGCGCUUAAGGAAUCUGCAAAGAUACUUGCGAGGAUCAAGCGUCUCAUGCAGUCCUACGCUAUCGCACGACCAUCCGUUCGCUUCAGUCUACGCAUACUAAAGGCGAAGUCGGGCAAAGGCAACUUCAUGUACGCUCCGAAAAAUGAUGGAAACAUUGAGGACGCCGUGCUGAAAGUCAUCGACAAGGAGUGUGCCCUGCAAUGCGACUGGACCGCCAUGGAAUCCGAUGGCUACGAGAUUCACGCCUUCUUGCCCAAGCCCGACGCCCUUGGGUCAAAGGUUGCCAAUGUAGGUGUCUUCCUGUCUGUGGAUAGCAGACCUGUUUCGACCAACCGAGGCACUCCGAAGAAGAUCGCUUCUGUUUUCAGAGAGAGACUGCGCAAGGGCAACUCCAGUUGCCAUUCUGUCAAGGACCCUUUCCUCUGUAUCAACAUCAUUUGUCCGCCCGGAAGCUAUGAUGCGAACAUCGAGCCUGCCAAGGAUGAUGUUCUCUUCGAGAGAGAGGACGUCGUUGUCAGUGCUGUGACCAAACUUUUCACAGCAUUCUACCCUGAAGCUGUCAUUGCCAGCAAUGUGAGUGAUGAGCUUGGACCGUCGGUUUCCGAGCCUCCAACGUCCUAUGGCAAUAUCGGGGGACCAGUGAAUCGUCCCAAUACUGCCUUCUCGCUUCUCGAAGAAGCUAUGAUGGUUCAACCGAAGCGUCCAGAGACUGCAUUUUCUAUACUGGAAGAAGCGGUCCGAAUCGAGCAUGACGACCAUUCUGCCAACCGCAAUUCCCCAUCGCGUUGGCGAUCAAACAUGUAUGAUAUCGAUGAAGAUGAUCUAGAGCUUCCAGACUUUGAGAACCAGCCUCGUAUGUUUGAUGAGGAGGAAGAGGGACGUGGAGCGACGAGCUUCUCCAAUCCCUGGACUAUCGCUCGGAUGAAUGCAUCUCCCAAACAGAAGCAGCCUCCUCGCAACGCCCAGCUUAUGACACCAGCUAAGGGUCAUGGCGAUGUGGCUAUGGGUUCGACCUCCCCUUUGCCGGCACCCAACAGUCAGCGGAGACGACCACUGGAGCCCCUUACGCCUGAGACCUCGAGCGCCAAUAUUACUCGGGUUUUGCGAGACCAGGCAGUUCAGCAGAGUAUUAAGCGAAGUUCACAGAUCCAGGAACAACCAUAUCAGCAGUUGAUCGACCAGGUGAAUGUACGAAAUGGAAGUGGCUUAGCAUCCCCAGGCACUAGAUUGACUCUUCCUAUCGCGACGAAUUUCUCCUCAUCGCCCUCUCCACGUCAUAGCGGAAGGAAGCAGCAGCCUAGUGGUGACCAGCAGUCGCUACAUGCAUUCGAAGGGCGUCCCGACGGAAAUGACUGGUUUGGGAGGCCCAUGCGUGGACAAGCUCCUCUAAAGUCAUCUCGACCUCGGCGAGCAAGCUGCGCUCAAGGGUUAGGCUAUCCGAUCGCUGACGUCGUCAAUAAUACUGAUAUCCGGCAAUUUCUUGAACGAGAUAGGCCUUCCCUGGAACGAAACAGCUCCUUCGAGCCGACACCUAGUCCAUUAUCGUUCGCGCCCACCAACCAGCCCUUCAGGAAACCUAGGGUCUCGAAAGUGGAGCAGAACGUGCAGCAGAGGCGUUCGGGUGAUUAUGGAGCGUUCUCUCGAGCUUCGUCCGCCGGGCACACGCAACGUCCACAACGCGGUAGGAACCAGCUUUCACGCAACUUAGAUGGUUUGGAACCGCUUGACCUCGUGGAGCAACUCCGUGACUACGCCGAGCAUGAAACUCCCACACAGUUCCAGGAGUCGAACACUAUCCUGUCCCCAGAUCACGCGACUAUCCGCCGUGGGGAAUCAGCAAAGACCCCUCGUGCACCUACCGCUCGCCCAAAAACAACUGAUCACGAAAUGGCCGCUAUGUUCGCAGCGUACAGCGACGCCCCAGAUCAUGCUACUGGCAAUAUUCGUCCCACAGGGGUGAAGCGUCCCCAACCUGCUUCGUGUAUGACGCCAAAUCGCCACCGCACAACCGACGGCCUGCAACGCACCAAGUCCUCACGCCUCCCGCUUGAACGUGUUCCGCAUGGCUACCGGAUCCAUAACGUUGUGCUCCACUUGCCGCUGCCUGUUGCAGGCAUCAAGGUGGCUAUGCUGAAGCUCGAUAUGUGGGGCAAUAGCGUCGCAUGGGGGUAUCCUGUUGAUGCAUCUGCGUACGAUGAGAGGGGAAUGAGAUUUACGGAUGAUUUGCUGAGGGCGUGGGUGCUGCGGAUCGAUGGCAUGCUGGAAGGGUUUGAUACAGGCGUGGAUAGGGAGGGUGUGCUUGGGACGUUGGAGAUUGGUAUCAGGGCCGCGUUGAGUAAGAGGGAAGAUGGUGAUGAGGGAUGGGACUGGAUGGGAGAGGUUAAUGUGAGGAUGGAAAAGGACCUGGACUGCGCAAUUCGAGAUAUUGUCGCUGAGCCCUCACAGCUUGCUCCUGUGGCUGGAACCGAGCCGAAGAUCAACCUUCCCGUAUGUCCUACCCGCGCCACCGGUGAAGACGAGUUCGGCGAGGACCUUGGUGACGAGACAUUCAUGGACAUCUAA